Pistacia vera is the source of this 1203-nucleotide messenger RNA. RefSeq names its product immune-associated nucleotide-binding protein 9-like. The transcript is spliced from 7 exons. Gene Ontology annotation, molecular function: GTP binding. The record is from RefSeq and is a predicted model, not a curated record. The coding region runs from base 1 to 1203 and encodes 400 amino acids. Lineage: Eukaryota; Viridiplantae; Streptophyta; Magnoliopsida; Sapindales; Anacardiaceae.
AUGGAUGGAAGUGCGAUGGAUGUUGUGAUAAAUGAUGAUACGGAGCUCCCUUCCCUAUCCAGUGGAGAACGGUCUGUGGCCAGUGGAGAACGGACUGUGGUUCUAGUUGGACGUACUGGCAAUGGAAAAAGUUCCACCGGGAAUAGCAUUCUUGGAAAAAGGGCUUUUAAGUCCAAGACUAGUUCAUCUGGUGUUACUAAAACUACUGAAUUGCAGCGAACUGAGCUCAAAGAUGGCCAGAUCAUUAAUGUUAUUGAUACUCCUGGACUCUUUGAUUUUUCAGCCGAAUCUGAAUUUCUUGGGAAAGAAAUUGUCAAAUGUAUUAAAUUGGCCAAGGAUGGUAUCCAUGCAGUCCUUUUAGUUUUGUCAGUGAGAAACCGUUUUACACAAGAAGAACAAGCUGCAGUACUUACCUUGCAGUCUUUGUUUGGAAGAAAAAUUAUAAACUACAUGAUUGCAGUCUUCACCGGUGGGGACGAACUUGAAGAAAAUGAGGAAACAUUGGAAGAGUAUUUGGGUCGCGAAUGUCCAGAUCCUUUAAAGGAUAUUCUUGCUUUGUGUGAAAAUCGGCGAGUGCUUUUUGAUAACAAGACUAAGGAUGAAACCAUAAGAGCUAGACAAGUUGGAGAGCUUCUCUCCCUUGUUAACAGGGUCAUAGCGCAGAAUGGCGGACAACCAUACACAGAUGAAAUAUUUGCUGAAGUGAAGAAGGAGGCUAUGAAACAUCAUAAACAACAAGUGGAGGUUGAUUCCCUAAAGGGAUAUUCAAAACCAGAAAUUACAGAGCUGAAGGCGGAAAUAGAAAGAUCAUAUGAAGAUCAACUCAAACGAAUUAGUAAGAUGAACGAUUUGCGUGAUUUGGUGCAUGCAAUUGGACACGUGGAAGCUCUCCAGCUUAUGGCUGGCCUAGCACGCACCUACUACUCUGACAGAAGCAAGCUAGUCUUUUGUCACGUGACUCGGCUGUGGGUUCCCAGGUUGAGGCGCAUUAAAUACAGAGUGGGAGAGUAUCGUUGUUUGAGUUUUUCAGCGGGAAACAUACGACGGUUAGCGACCAUGCCUCCGAAGGCGCCUGGGUUGUCAAGACCUAAGCAGUUUGUCUUCCCUCGGAUGAGGACGACCAAGACUGAAGCUGCUCCCCGAGGUCCCCCGGCCGAGGGUGGCACGUCAGGAGCUCUGGCUGAACCUGCUGGGGCUUCCUAG